Messenger RNA from Suillus bovinus, 585 nucleotides. RefSeq lists its product as uncharacterized. The coding region runs from base 1 to 585 and encodes 194 amino acids. The record is from RefSeq and is a predicted model, not a curated record. The transcript is spliced from 3 exons. Lineage: Eukaryota; Fungi; Basidiomycota; Agaricomycetes; Boletales; Suillaceae.
AUGUGGAAGAUGAAACAAGUAGAAAUUGUGGUGCGCAGUUACAAAAGGCCAGCCCUGGGUUGGAGUAGCGCAGACAAUAUCAUCGACCUUACACUAGGCAAUGCUAAGAAGAACGGUCUGUUGCAAAAGGAACCUACAAGUCAAAAGGGCACAGAGAAGCAAAGAAAUACUCAGAUCCUAUCGACAGUCAUCAAGGCCAGGAGCUCGGCAACCGGGUCUCGGCACUCGGGUCUUGAUAUUUGGACCUCAGUAGUUAAAUGCCAGGAGUUGGGAAUCGGUAAUGGAGAUCUGGAACUCAAAGUUCGAUAUUUGGCAGUCAACAUUCGGUACUCAACGCUCAGACCUCGGAACUCAGUACUCGACACUCGGACCUUGGAACUCGAUAUUCGGAGCUCGGUAAUUGGGUCUCGGCACUCGGGUGUCGAUACCCAGACCUUGGUAAUUAUGUUCCGGGAGUCAGGAAUCGGUAAUGGAGAAUCCAGAACUCAGAGUUUGAUAUUCGGCAGUAAACAUUCGGUACUCGACGCUCGGUACCCAGACGUUUCAGAACUUGGUAAUCAGGACUUGAUAUCCGGAACUCGGUAA